Messenger RNA from Zingiber officinale, 1401 nucleotides. RefSeq names its product homeobox-leucine zipper protein HOX13-like. Gene Ontology annotation, cellular component: nucleus. The transcript has 3 exons. The record is from RefSeq and is a predicted model, not a curated record. NCBI's taxonomy places the organism in Eukaryota, Viridiplantae, Streptophyta, Magnoliopsida, Zingiberales, Zingiberaceae. Gene Ontology annotation, biological process: positive regulation of DNA-templated transcription. Bases 315 to 1112 code for a protein of 265 amino acids. Gene Ontology annotation, molecular function: sequence-specific DNA binding; DNA-binding transcription factor activity, RNA polymerase II-specific.
AUAUAUAGACUGCUAGAUUCCUGCAGCUCUAACCUGUUCUCCUUCCUCUCAUUUGAUAUCUGUAUGCUUUAAGGAAAAUUGAAGAUGCAUAUAAAGAAGGCUCACAAGGAGAGUUUUGCUUCUUGUGAGGAGUUCAGAGGCACAAGUCAGAGGUAGAAAAUAAGGAGAAGAAAUAAGAGGCACCAUGGAAACUAACUGACGACUCCAUCAGCUGCCUGUAUUUUCUCAUCGACCUGCUCUUAUCAUACCAAUUUCAAUUAUUCUUAUACCAUCCACAUAGCCACCAUCACCAGCUGAAAAAAGCAGUAAGACAAAUGAAGAGGCUAAGCAGCUCAGGCUCUUUUUCAGGACAUGAAGGAAAAGAUGUUAGCUGUUCUGAAGAAGAAGAAAAGGAGAAGCAGGAGGAAAGAUUUCAGUCCCUUCUUGUAAAUGGUAUGGAGGAGGUAGAGGAGGAGGAGCUGUGCUCCUAUGGACACUCAUCACUCGGAGAGAAGAAGCGCAGGCUUAGUGUAGAUCAAGUAAAAGCUCUAGAGAAAAAUUUUGAAGUGGAGAAUAAAUUAGACCCGGAGAGGAAGGUGCGACUGGCACAAGAAGUAGGCCUGCAGCCACGUCAAGUGGCGAUUUGGUUCCAGAACCGCCGUGCCAGAUGGAAAACUAAGCAGCUCGAAAGAGACUAUGCCGUGUUGAAAGCACGGCAUGAUUCUCUCAAGCUCGACUACGAUGCGCUCCGCCGUGAAAAGGAGGCCCUCGAAGGAAAUUUAAAGGAGCUGAAGUCCGGGCUGGCAAGAUCUGCAACGGAGUCGAAGAAGAAAGGCGCUGACGACGAUAAAAAAUCAGUUUUUGUCUAUAGAGAUGGCGCUUCUGACAGCGAUUCAAGUGCGGUGUUCAAUGAUGAAACCAGUCCUUAUUCUGUGGUGGUGCUGGAGCAGCACAGCUUCAUGGGGCUCAAUUCUCAGUGCUCCUCCUUGUUCGAGAUCGAGGCUCAAGAUGAGAUGAUGAACUACUCUGAAGUAAAAUCCCUCUACGGAGAAGGUCAAGAGCCUUGUAGUAGCUUGUUCUCCGAAGAAGAAGCACCAAACCUCCCUUGGUAUUACUCAGAACGAUGGGAAUGAACCACAGGAUCGGGCAAGCACAUGAUAUGAGAUCUCAUGUAAAAAAACUACUGUAAAUGGAGCUAGCUUUGCUAUAAUCUCUACUUAGAAAUGUGUACUGAAGGGCUUAGCUUUCCAUGUUGAAGACAAAAGUAGGAGUAAAGGUCUCUCUUCUCUCUCUUGUUGGAGGAAGCAAAAGAAUAAGGUGUUUAGUGUUGAACUCAAAAGUAGGACAGACGAUAGUUUUAUCUCUUGGUUUUGGAAGUGGAUGCAUUUUCAUUUGUUUAACAUGGUAACUGUCUCUUUAUCA